GUGAGCAGAGUAGUGUGUGCCUGUGAUAUGUGUGUGAUAUUUUGCUUAUAAAUGCUAUUACCAAGCAAAAGCCAAAAGGUUGUGCCACACAACAUUCCAUGGGAAUUCAACGCUUAGUCAUGUUCGGAAGCCAACAUCAUCGCAACAUCAUUCACCUGAAGCUGAAGCACAAGAUGAGUGCCACAGCGGCAGCAGCGUGGCUCUUGCGUCACGCCUGCAACUAUGCCACAUUUCUGGGCUUCAUCUGGUUUGGCAUUAAGAGCAAUCACAAUCACGAUGACUCCCUGGUGGCACAGAAUCGCUACUGCUACAAGUGGUUCUGUCUGUUAUCGCGCCUUCUAAUAUCUGGCUACUUUGCCUAUAGGAGCAUGGCUCUCAUCAGUGUCAUCAGCAAUCCGCAGAUGAUUGUGCUCCUAUGGAUACGACUUGCCGGCUUUCUCACCUGCACCGGUGUCAUUAUGUUGAUGCAGUUUUGGUAUGGUCAACGCAUUGUUCGCAUCGUUAACGAUUUCCUGCGACUCUUUCGACGUGUGAGAGCGCUGCCUGGUUGCCAAUUCAUGCAAUUCGGUGGCCGACGUGAGCUCGGAUUGCUCAUCUUCAAGACCAUGUGCCUGCUGUAUGAGCUCGCUUGCGAGUUUCCCAUGUUGUUCAACAAACUCGAUGUCAGCUACAUUCUGACCGUGCUCUGUGAUAUGUACAUUACCAUCAAUGCAAUGAUGAUCGGUCACGCCUGCUUUGUGGGCUUCCUCAGCGUGGGAGCUCUCUAUGCCCAAGUGAAUCGCUAUGUACGUCACGAGCUGCGACGCCAGCUGCGUGGCUUGGAGCAGCCAAAUGGUCAGUGCGCCAGUCGACGGGAGCUGAAGGCUGCCGGGUAUCGUCUGGACGAGUGUCUGGCCAUCUACAAUGAGAUUCAGCGGGUUAGCAGCUCAUUUCAGGAACUCAUUGAGCUGCCACUUUCGCUGAUACUUCUCUUUCUAUUUCUGAGCAUGACGCUGGUCUCGUAUUUUGUGAUGCUCAAUCGAUUUCGUGAUUACAGCAUUAUGAUGCUUGUGGUCAAGUUGUUCAUGGAUCUGGUGCUGCUCACUCUGGCCAUUCAUGGGGCAAGCAGCAGCUCGAGAGUCAUCAAGCGGCUUAGUCUGGAGAAUUGCUAUGUGACCGAACGCAAAGAUUGGCAUGUGAGGCUGGAAAUCUUUUUAAAUCGUCUCAAUUUCUUUGAGUUUCGCGUCAAUCCUUUGGGUCUGUUCGAGAUAUCCAACGAACUGAUAUUGGUUUUUCUCUCCGGCUUGGUCACAUAUCUCACGUACAUAUUGCAAUAUGGCAUUCAGUCGAAUCAAAUUGCACUCAACAUGAAUUCAAACCAUAUUUAAUUAAAUUAAUUCACUUAAUUGUAUUGUCAUUGUAAUAAAUAUCGAUAA
Molecule: messenger RNA, 1415 nt
Organism: Drosophila albomicans
Lineage: Eukaryota; Metazoa; Arthropoda; Insecta; Diptera; Drosophilidae
Product: putative gustatory receptor 93c
Exons: 2
Coding region: 99-1367 (422 amino acids)
Biological process (GO): sensory perception of taste
Cellular component (GO): membrane
Source: RefSeq, a predicted model, not a curated record